AAGCGAUUCAGAACAAGAUCGUCCAUUUUGGCACUCUCUUACCCAACCUAGGCUAGUACCAAUUUUUAAGUCAUCACUGCAGUUUUGGUCUGAUGCGCCAAAACGCGCCUCACUUAUCAUUGGUUGACGGGGACAAGCGCGUGCGAAAAAUUCAGCAGUCAUUUGCGAGGGAAGAAGACAGAAGCGUGGACUAAUGUGAACAGUAAUCUGGAUUGUGUUACCAAAGUGCUGCAGCGAUGUCGGGUAGAGCUAGAGGCAGAGCACGAGGAAGGGCUCGGGGUGGUACGGACCAACAACAGGCACGUAGGCCAGGGGAAGAGGCUCAAAGGACAGAGGUGUACAGCCGGGAAGCUGCAGCAGCUCCACCCCCACCAGCUGGGGCUGGGGCGGGACCCCCUCCUGCCAGUGGACGGGCUUCCUACAGAGGUGGGGCAAAGGAGCCCCGGCCUGGGAUGGCGGGAGAAGUACCUCGGCCACCCAUCGAGGAGAUAGCAUCUUUGUCCAUAGGCACUGGAGAUGCUAGCGAGGUGGGAAGGAAGCGAUCUGACUUCCGUUACACUGAUCUGAACACAAGGCCAGCACACAUAGCAGAUAAGAAGGGAACCUCGGGCCGCCCCAUGCCUGUUUUGGCAAAUUUCUUCCGCCUGGAGACUGCGCCGGAUUGGAUGUUGUAUCAGUAUCAUGUGGACUUCAAUCCAACCAUUGACUCCAGGAGGUUGAAGAAUGCAUUGUUAAUGUCACAUAUUGAAAGUCUCCUUGGAAAUACUCGGGCUUUUGAUGGCAUGAUUUUGUACUUGCCCAGGAAACUACCACAACAGACAACUGAAGUUUACUCCACCAGGAAUUAUGACAGUGCACAGAUCCGUAUUACAAUCACGCUUACGAAUGAGCUGCCGCCGACAUCCCCACAGUUUAUUCAAGUUGCUAACAUUCUCUUUCGCAAGUACCUCUCCAUGAUCAAUAUGAAACAAAUCGGAAGGCAUUACUUCAACCCAACAUUGUCUAUAGACAUUCCCAGGCACAAAUUGCAGGUGAUGCCAGGCUUCACGACGUCCAUCCUGCAGUAUGAGACUUCCGUUCUGCUGGGAGCAGAUAUUGCCCACAAGAUACUGAGGUCGGACACCGUGCUUGACAUCAUGUAUGCCAUCUAUGAACAGGACAACAGGAACUUCUAUGACAAAGUCUUCAAGAAGUUUGUUGGUUCCAUUGUGCUUACAAGGUACAACAACAAAACUUACAGAGUGGAUGAUAUCGAUUGGGACAAGAAUCCUCUGGACACCUUCAAGAUGAGCGAUGGCUCCCAAAUCACAUACAAGGAGUAUUACAAGAAGUCUUAUGAGAUCACAGUCACAGAUGACAAACAGCCACUGCUGGUCUCCAAACCAAAGAAAAGUGACAUCCGACGAGGCCAGACAGAACCAAUCUACCUUCUGCCUGAACUGUGUACACUGACUGGCCUAUCUGAAGAAGUUCGGGCAGACUUUAACGUGAUGAAGGACGUGGCAACCCACACACGCAUUGGGCCAGAGGGCAGGAGUAAACAGUUGACAGCAUUCAUCAACCAGCUGAAUGCUGAACCAAAAAUAGCAGAAGAUAUGCGUGGAUGGAAACUGCGCUUCCAGCCACAGUUGCUGCCGAUACAAGCUAGGGUUGUUCCUCAAGAGAAAAUUCGACAAGGCAGGGAUGCUGAGGUUCACUACAAGCAAGAGGAUGCUGAUUGGUCAAGGGAUAUGCGAGGCAAGCAUUUGCUCGUACCGGUCAGCCUGGAAAACUGGGUAGUCCUGUCCACUCAGAGAGACUCUCCAUUGGCACAAGACCUGGUGCAGACUCUGGGCAGGGUUGGGCCACCCAUGGGCAUGAACUUCAGCAAACCUCUCAUGUGUCAGCUUCAGAAUGACCGCAAUGAGACCUACCUUCAGUAUUUGCGACAGAAUAUCACUGAGCACACACAGAUGGUGAUAUGUCUCUGCCCCAACAACAAGAAAGACAGAUACGAUGCCAUCAAGAAGUUUUGUUGUGUCGAACACCCAGUACCAAGCCAGGUAGUAGUUGCACGGACUGUGAGCAAGAAGCAGAUGCUGAUGUCUGUGGCGACCAAGAUCGCCAUUCAGCUGAACUGCAAACUUGGAGGUGAAGUUUGGGCAGUGGAAAUCCCGCUGAAAGAUUUGAUGGUCGUUGGGAUCGACUGCUACCACGACUCUGCGAAGAAGGGUCGCUCUGUGGGUGGAGUGAUUGCCAGUCUUAACCCGCUUCUCACCCGCUACUACUCACGCUGUACCUUCCAACACAAUAUGCAGGAGUUGAUGGACGGCCUAAAGAUCUGUAUGAAUGGGGCUUUAAAAAAGUUCCAUGAAGUAAACAACACACUGCCUGAGAAGAUCAUCGUGUACCGAGAUGGCGUGGGAGACGGACAGCUGCCGGCUGUGUAUGAGCACGAAGUGCCACAGAUGAUCCAGGCCAUCAAGAAGAGUGGAGGCGCUGAAUAUGAGCCCAAGAUUGCUGUUGUGAUUGUCAAGAAGCGCAUCAAUGCAAGGUUCUUUGCCAGGAAUGGCCCUAAUACGGGAAACCCAAUGCCAGGAACAGUCAUCGACAGUGAAGUCACCAAGCCUGAAUGGUACGACUUCUUUUUGAUCAGCCAGUCUGUACGGCAGGGAACAGUCUCACCAACCCACUACAACAUCAUCUGGGACAAGACCGGAUUGAAACCAGAUCACAUGCAGAGACUGGCAUAUAAACUAACACAUUUGUACUACAACUGGCCGGGAACAAUCCGAGUGCCGGCUCCAUGUCAGUAUGCCCAUAAGCUGGCUUUCCUUGUUGGUCAGUCUCUUCAUAAGGAUCCAUCUCCAUCGCUGUCAGACAAGCUGUUCUUCCUCUAAGGAUCAGGAACAAAAUGACUUAUGAGACAAUAUGAGAAAAGAGUGCCAAGGACUGUGCAAGGUUUCCAAAGGAUACGUGUUCAAAACAUGGUAAUAGAAGUGAAAGGCCUGUGAAGUUUCAGGGCACUGACAGCUGAUAAGAUGUUUAUCAGCUUACUUCUUUUCCUUUUUUUUCAUGAAUGAAAGAUUUGUGAAUGUUGAAUAAAUUGGUUUGAAAGAACAGGGAAUGAAAGUUUUGUUGUUCAAGUGCAUUUUUCAUUAUCAUAAUAUAUACGUAUUUCAAAGAUAUGUAUACAUUGACAUGAAAGGCCAGUGAGUUUCACAGGACGGUUAGCUGAAAGUUUUUAUCAACAUCGUUUUUGUUCAUGUAUUAUUGAAAGACUUGUGUGAAUGUUGCAUUCACUGGUUUGAAAUAACGGGCAGUGCAAGUUUUUGUUAGGGACGUGCAUGUUUCAUUUAUACAAAGCAUAUGUUAAGUUGCUCUUUGUAACAGAAUAACUAUUUACCUUGGUCAUAUCAUAUCAUGGCAUGAUUGUGAGCCUGGUUUUUGUUUAAGAAGUGUAAAGGAAAAUACAUAAUGGUUUAGUUAACAUUUGUAUGGUCGUAAAUCUGAUUAUUAUUUUGACAACAGUUUCAUCAUUAAUUAAAUUUUAGAACAUGUUUUAGAUUGCUCUGUUGGUAACAUAGUUACUCAAUAUUUUGUAACAUAGUUUCUCAAUAUUUUGUUUAAGUUAAAUGUUGAGUAUUUUACUCUGUAUUUUCUUUUACAUACUCAUUGCAUUGUUUGAAUGAUGUGAGUGUAAAAAUAAUUAUUUUUAUGUACUUUGUAAAUAAAAUUAAAAACUUGCUAA
Molecule: messenger RNA, 3730 nt
Organism: Haliotis rufescens (red abalone)
Lineage: Eukaryota; Metazoa; Mollusca; Gastropoda; Lepetellida; Haliotidae
Product: piwi-like protein 1
Exons: 19
Coding region: 237-2879 (880 amino acids)
Biological process (GO): regulatory ncRNA-mediated gene silencing
Cellular component (GO): P granule
Molecular function (GO): protein binding; piRNA binding
Source: RefSeq, a predicted model, not a curated record